UUUGCUGUUUUAUUGUUUUAAUUUGAUUAUUUUAUAGUUAUUUUGCAGUUAUGGCAUGGCAUGAUAUGUUAUUGUUAUUUUGAAUAUUAAGUGAGGUUAUUGGUUAUAUAUAUAUAUAUAUAUAUAUAGGUUUCUAUUGCAAGUUUCUUCGAUUAAAAAAAAAUCAAAUUUUUCUAGGCUCUGCCUAGGCGUUAGGCCCCAGCCUGGCGCCGGACUAGUGCCUAGCGCCUUUUAGAACAUUGGAUGACGUUGUGGUUACAGGAAAUAAUGAAGAAGAACAACAGAUUCUCAAGGAAAAUUUAGCUAAGGAAUUCGAAAUUAAAGACCUUUGAGCUCCCAAAUAUUUUUUUGGGAUUGAAGUAGCAUACUCUAAGGUUGGAAUUUUCUUAUCUCAACGUAAGUAUGUACUUGACUUGCUAGCUAAAACAGGUAUGAUAGGGGGGAAAAGGAGCUAGCAUACCCGUAGAGCCUAACAUCAAAUUGCAAGAGAAUCCUAAUGCUGAGGCAGUUGAUAAGGGAAGGUUCCAAAGGUUAAUGGAUAGGUUGAUAUACCUCUCCAUACUAGGUCUGACAUGGCCUUUGCUGUCAGCCUAGUAAGCCAAUUCAUGCACAAUCCAACCGAGGAGCAUAUGCAUGCAGUAUGGAGGAUCCUAAACCCCCUAAAAGCUACACUAGGCAAGGGCAUUCUAUUUAAACAAGGGGCUGAUUUAAGUAUCGAAGGAUUUACUGAUGCUGAUUAUGGAGGGUCUCUAAUUAAUAAGAGAUCUAUUAUUGGAUAUUGUGUGUUUUUAGGGGGCAAUCUGGUGUCUUGGAGAAGUAAGAAGCAAGGGAUUGUGACAAGAUCAAGUGUAGAGGCAGAAUUUAGGGCUAUGGCCCUUGGUUUGCGUGAGUUGUUGUGCCCACGAAUCAUUCUAGAGGAUUUGAAGAUCAAGGUGCAAGGUCCUAUUGAACUAUUUUGUGAUAAUCAGUCAGCUAUUAAUAUUACUCAUAAUCUUGUUCAACAUGACAGGAUAAAGCAUAUCGAAAUAAACCGACACUUCAUUAAGGAAAAGCUGGAUGCUGGCUUACUUCAAAUCCCCUAUGUGCCAUCAGAAAAUCAAGUGGCAAAUCUUCUCACUAAAGGGCUGGCUGUAAAAAGGUUUGAAGAUCUAAUAGACAAGUUGGGAAUGAUAGACAUUCAUUCACUAGCUUAAGGAGGAGUGUUGGUGAACGAAGAUGUGUGUGAUAGUCAUAUAUGCAGUUUUAGAAACUUCCUAAUUUGGAAUAGGAUCUUUCCUAAUUCAGCUUUAGGAAACUUUCCUAAGAAUGUAAAUAUGUAUCCUUUCCUUAUGUUGUAUUUCUUGUAGAAGGUGGUUUUCCUUAUGUAGCUUCCCUACUCCUCUAUAAGAGGACAUCACCGUGUAUAUUCUGAAUUAAUGGAGAAUCAUUCUGAUCAAUUUCAUUCAGUUUCCUACAGUUUUGAUUUUUCCCCAUUAUUUUUGUUUUGAUUCAUUGACAUUAAAGAACUUAUAAGUAGAGCAUACAAAUUUUAGUUGUUGCUUGCAUUGUGAAUGUAAAUUAGUACAAUUUAAAAUCCUGCAGUUUUUGCUUUUUAGCUUUUUGGUUGCAUUAAUGUAAUAUUCAGUUGUUUCUUGUUGAUAUUUUUCCUUUGAUUGUUCUUAUUUUUCUUGUAAUCAAUGAGUGAAAUUAAAUAGUAGCCUAAAAGAUUGUUUUGAACCUUAUUUAAACUAUUGAGUUUUUUAAAAUGAAACUUACUGGAUACAAGUACGCAUUACCCUAUGGGUAAUGGGUUUAGGGUAUGGGUACAAUGUGAUUACAGAGUUGUGGUGAAGGGACCCAUACCCUUCCCAUUGCCAUCUCAAGAAAUUGGCUUCAAUUACCCAAUGCUGGAUGGAGAGGUUUGAUUAGCUAUUGGAGCUCUGCACUGUCACACCCUUAGAGAUGAGUUAGGGUAUGAAAAGGGACUUGGGAAGAUUAAGAGAAGAACUUGGGGGAGAGACCAGUUGGGAGGGAGAGAACAACAAGAAGAUAAGGGAGAAGAUUAUAGAGAGAGAGAGAGAGAGAGAGGGAGGGAGAAAUAUUAGGGAGAAAUAGAAUAUUCAAUUCAUUCUCAUCAUACCUUCUUCCUAUGGUAAGGCAAUAUAUAUAUAGCCUCACUUUAGCUACUAGAAAAAGGUCUCUAACCACCUAAGCUACAAGACAAAAAGGGAAAAGACAAAAGGGAAAAAUAUCAUAACAACCUCUAGUUAUAAGACAAACAACCCUAAUAGAAAUAGAAAUUAAAAAAUAGAAAACCAAAAUUACAGAAAACCAAAAAAUACCCUUGGAAUGUGACAUGCGCCAACUCAUCCAUAUGAUAAUUAAUUACAUUUAUAUCCUAAAUUGUAAAUAUAUGGAUAAAUUACCCCUAAAAAACUUGAACUUUAACCAUAUUUUUUAUUUUUGAUUGACUUUUUAAUUUUUUCAAUAGUCACAUUUAAUUUAUUUUUUUGUUUGUCCCCAUCAGUAAUUCCUGUUAAACGAUAAGUUUAAUGGACUGUCUGAAGAAUGAGUCUGAAUCUGAAAACACGAUUAAAUUUCAUUCACCUUUUGAUAAUUAACCCUAAAUAUAUAAGCACAUUCACACCACAUUUGAAACCAAUUAUUACCCAUAGGGUAAAUUGCCCCCACACUAGCCUUUUGCUUGGAAACCCCCCUGCAGUUUGUUUCUUGCCCAACAGGUCCCUGUACUUCUCCUAAAUUGCUAGGACACCCUUUAUUUAUGGUGUUAAUUAAGAUCAAAUUAAAUUAACAUUAAUCCUAGUCUCUAUCUAAUUAAAAAAUAAAAACUAAAAAUAAAAAAAAAGUUAAAAAAAUGCCUCAUUGCUUAAACCCAGCUGGUUCCAACCAUCUCUGGCUGGAACCCUUUCUGGGUUGCAAAUGCUUCUAGGGUUCUAAGGUCCGUGCGUCAAGCAUUGAACGAUCAUCAUCUUUCCUGGUUUCUCUCUCUCUAUAUGCAUAUUAUCUCUGUUUUAAAAUCAAUUUUGGAUGACAUGAUUUUAUUGUAAAAUCUCAUUUUAGAAAAGAUUGAGAAUUUGUAGUGAUCAAUGAGUUCAACUCAAAGAGUGGGGCUUCCAUUGAUGAAUCUUGUUAGAUUUAAGGGAUUGCCGAUUUUGAAGCAACUGCACUUGGAGGAACAGCUGCUCCGGACCUCUUCUGAUAAUUGGUGCCUCAUAAAUGAUGGAACAGAUGCUCCAACCAUUGUCAUGGGCCUAUCUGGGAAACCUUUUGAACUUCUUGAACUUGGAUCUGUAUUACAAGAUCAGAUUCCUGUCAUCAGGAGGUUUAGUGGGGGAGGCACUGUAAUUGUUGAUUCUGGAACAAUAUUUGUCACCCUUAUAUGCAACAGGGAUGCUGUUCCUGGUGUACAACCAUAUCCCCAUGCCAUUAUGCAUUGGAGUGGCCUGCUGUACAAUGAAGUUUUCAAAGGAAUUGAUGACUUUCAACUCCGAGAGAAUGAUUAUGUCUUUGGUAAUUGCAAAUUUGGAGGGAAUGCUCAGUCCAUAACGAAGAAACGUUGGGUUCACCACACUUCAUUUUUAUGGGAUUUUGAAGCCAGGAAUAUGGCCUACUUGAAAUUGCCCAGAAAGGCUCCAGAAUAUCGAUUGACAAGGAAGCACAUGGAAUUUGUUUGUCGAAUGAAGGACUACAUUACCAGGCCUCUCUUCAUAGAUAGGACAGCCAAGGCAAUUGAAAACCAUUUCUAUGUAAAACCUGUUGACUUGGAAUUAGAUGCUGCUGCUUGUGAGGCAGGAUUUGUUAGAUCCACUAGGCUUUUGAUGAAGCAGGAACUUGAGGAAGCUCUGUGCACCUCCACUUGAAAAAUCCGUCCCAGUGAUAUUAAGUAUUAAUCAAUCCAUUACUUUUGUUUGUUUUCAGGACAAGUGUUAGUAGUUUUGCUUUUGCUUAGAUUGUUUUGUUUUGUGCAAGUGUAGCGAAUAAAAACUAUGAAGGUGGUUUCUAAUGGGAAGGAAGGAAGAGGGGUCCGUCUUUAUGCUA
Messenger RNA from Diospyros lotus (date-plum), 4038 nucleotides. Its product is annotated as pentatricopeptide repeat-containing protein At5g15300-like. The transcript has 4 exons. Gene Ontology annotation, biological process: RNA modification; protein modification process. Gene Ontology annotation, molecular function: RNA binding; protein binding. The record is from RefSeq and is a predicted model, not a curated record. NCBI's taxonomy places the organism in Eukaryota, Viridiplantae, Streptophyta, Magnoliopsida, Ericales, Ebenaceae. Gene Ontology annotation, cellular component: mitochondrion. Bases 3087 to 3860 code for a protein of 257 amino acids.